ACUCGAAGAUAAGGGACUAAUUUAAGCUCUUUUCUCCAAGUAGAUUCCACCCGAUUCUCCUCUCCUCUGUUUCCCCUUAAAUAGCAAAUCCUUUGUUUUUUUUUCCAAAAAGGAAGCCACCAUAUAACAAGUUCAUAUAAAAUAAUCACGAACCAUCAGAAGAGACCUAUUUUUCUGUUUUGCCACUGUCGUUUAGGCUUUCACCGAAAAUCUUUUUUUUUAUCAUCCUCCCAAAAGUGUGCUAUGAGCUUUUCCUAAGCAAAGUGUUGCUGCCCACUAUGGGCACAAUAUGUUUAAAUUGUGGUGGCAAAGGUUUCACUAACGCAUAUGUUUUCUGUGUGAAAUGCCUAGAAGUUGCUGUGCACCGCUACUGCCUUGAAAUUGUGACAUUUGAUGAAGAUGUCUAUUGGGUCUGUGAUGACUGUGAAGUGAAGGAGCCAGACGAACUAAACAUCAAGAAAUCUGAUGCCAUCUCAGAAGAAAAUGGGGAUUGCACUAGUUCAAGACAUUGUAAAGCGAGCUCUGAAGUAAAGAUUGGUGUUCCUGAGACAAUAUUAAAGAGGUGUGAUGGUAGGCUUCAGGAACUUCUUCAGCCUCCUGGGAUUGAUUUGGUAGAGCAUUGCCAGAUAGUGGGCGAUACUUCAUGCGUCAAGGAGGAAGGUAGUCCUACUUCAUCGAGAGAUGAGAAAAAUAAGCCAAGACUAGUACAUAGCUCUUCUGAGCAAUCCCAUGAGUCACAGACAAGCAUUGAGUGCAAUGAACGAACUCAAUCAGCUAAUGUUUCUCUAUUGCCAGCUAAGCGAUCAAAGGAAGAAGUUACUGUCCCACUGGCCAAGCGAGCAAGAGAAAAUUUUCAAGCUCGCCAUUUGAAGCAACCUUGUGACACAGAUAUUCAGCCUGGCACACAGGAUAAUUCUUCUGGCAUGACUGAAAAGACAAAGAGUAUAUUUUCGUCUGGCAAUCAUCAUGAAAAGGAAUCAGCGAAUGGAAAAGAUAUAAUAUUAACACCUCAAACUAGAACUGUUUUCAAUGAAGAUACUUCUCAAUUUUUGAAAGAUGAACAGCCAAUUGAACCCAAACAUGCUGGCCAGCAACAAGCGAUGCCUCUUAUCGAUUUUAUUUGGAGGGGUAGUUUUAGCAUGUGGAACAAAGAGUAUGAGACGCUUGAUGGACUUGUAGCUCACCUAUCAGUUAAAGCAUGUCAAAAGGUUUAUGAAGAAGCAAGCUUGUUUCCAGCUUUGCUUCAACUGGAAAUGCUCCCAAAAUCUGACAUAUGGCCUAAGAGUUUCACUAAAUCAGAGCCCACUGAUGAUAACAUCGGAUUGUAUUUUUUUCCAUUUGACACAAGAUGUGAAAAGGAGUUCGAUCUGUUGGUGGAGCAGAUGAUCACAGAAGAACUUGCUCUACGAGCAAUCGUAACAAAUGCUGAGCUUUUGGUUUUCACUUCCACAGAGCUGCCCGUGCUAUACUGGAGAUUUCGGAGCAAGUACUACCUCUGGGGUGUUUUCAGACCGAAGCGGGAUUCCAGAAGGAAUACUAUGAUGCCAAAUAGGAAGAGUGAACCUGCGACCUAGUAUGCUGUUUAACUGGUUGUUAACGCAUAUCUGUCGGAGUGCUGAGCAUCUGGUGAUUAGGAUGAAGCAGCUUUCUUUUAUAGCCAUCUUGUUGGGGAGUUUUGCUCGGUUGAAGAACCUAAUUUCCUGUGAAAGAUACCUGAUUUAACAAAAGCCUUCUGUUUAGCGUUGAUCCGAGGACUAGCGAGCUUGAUAUAUGCAGGAGCAUGGUUUUACAUGGCCAUUUAUUUUGUAGUUGCUCCUACUUUGAUUGUCAAAAGUCUAAUCUUGUGCAGUUGUACGUGAUAGAUCGAGACAUUAUCAAGGAAGAGAAGCUCUCUCUCUCUCUCUCUCUCUCUCUCUCUCUUCCAGGUGGUUUGGGGCUCGUCUUGUAUAUUUUGAGAUGAUGUCAUGUAAAUGAAGGUUAUGCAAUACUAAACCAUCUUAAAUGUAGGGAUGACAAUAGGACGGGGUGAGUGAUGCCUUGACCUGCCACAGAUUUAACCUGCCUUGCCCCGUUUAACAAUAUUCCUCUUUUCAA
This is a messenger RNA of Lycium barbarum (goji berry), 2094 nucleotides long. RefSeq names its product PHD finger-containing protein 1-like. The coding region runs from base 279 to 1574 and encodes 431 amino acids. Lineage: Eukaryota; Viridiplantae; Streptophyta; Magnoliopsida; Solanales; Solanaceae. The transcript is spliced from 7 exons. The record is from RefSeq and is a predicted model, not a curated record.